This is a messenger RNA of Coregonus clupeaformis (lake whitefish), 2424 nucleotides long. RefSeq names its product long-chain-fatty-acid--CoA ligase ACSBG2-like. The coding region runs from base 1 to 1788 and encodes 595 amino acids. Gene Ontology annotation, molecular function: long-chain fatty acid-CoA ligase activity. The record is from RefSeq and is a predicted model, not a curated record. Gene Ontology annotation, cellular component: membrane; endoplasmic reticulum. Lineage: Eukaryota; Metazoa; Chordata; Actinopteri; Salmoniformes; Salmonidae. The transcript has 11 exons.
AUGAGGCAGUGUGCAACAUUCUUAUUGACUAUAAAUGUUUCUUUCGGACUCUUUCUCUUCCUCCCUCUACUGUAUUUGGGGCUGGAGCGUUACCAUGGUGUCGGUAUUCUGGGCUUUAACUCUCCAGAGUGGUUCAUCUCAGACAUUGGCUGUAUCCUGGCUGGGGGCUUUGCUGCCGGCAUCUACACCACCAACUCCCCCGAGGCAUGUCUGUAUGUAGCAGACUACUGUGAGGCCAACGUCCUUGUGGUGGAGAACCACAAACAGCUCCUCAAAAUCCUCCAGAUUAAGGACCAGCUUCCACACUUGAAAGCUAUCGUUCAGUACAAGGAUGAACUGCAACAGAAGCUGCCAAACUUGUACACUUGGGCUGAGUUUAUGAAGCUGGGUGAGGAGGUGUCUGAUGAACAGCUGAAUGCUGUGGUGGACAGUCAGAGGGCUAACCAGUGUUGUACGCUCAUCUACACCUCUGGAACCACAGGCAAACCCAAAGGGGUCAUGCUGAGUCAUGACAAUAUCACCUGGACUUCAAAUGCGGCGGGCACCAUGCCAGAUCUGAAACAUGGUGAGGAGGUGGUGGUGAGCUACCUGCCCCUGAGCCAUGUAGCUGCCCAGGUCAACGACAUGUGGAUCGCCAUGAGAUUCGCAGGGGCGACGUAUUUCGCAGAACCAGACGCCCUGAAGGGCUCUUUGGGGAAUACACUGAAAGAGGUGCGCCCCACCAGUUUCCUGGGAGUUCCCCGUGUGUGGGAGAAGAUGCAGGAGAAGAUGAAAGCCAUUGGUGCCAAGUCCUCUGGUAUGAGGAAAAGAGUGGCAGACUGGGCUAAAUCCAUCGGAUUGCAAGCCAGCUACAGUGCCAUGAAUGGUGAGAACCUGUUGCCCUGGGGCUUCAUGCUGGCAAACAACCUGGUGUUUAAGAAGGUUCGCUGGGCCAUGGGCCUGGACCGCUGCAGGAACUGCUUAACAGGAGCAGCACCCAUCACUAAGGAGACCCUGGAGUACUUCAUGAGCCUUAGCCUCCCCUUGUAUGAGCUUUAUGGGAUGAGUGAAAGCACCGGCCCUCACACCAUCUCCUGGGAGAAUAACUUCAAGAUCAUGAGCUGUGGAAAAGUGGUGAUUGGCUGCCAGACAAAGUUAGACAAGCCAGACGAGAAUGGGAAUGGUGAGAUCUGUUUCUUGGGGCGUCAUGUGUUCAUGGGCUACCUGAACGAGCCAGAAAAGACUGAGGAGGCCCUGGACCAGGAGGGCUGGCUGCACUCUGGAGACCUGGGCAAGCACGACAAGGACAACUUCCUGUUCAUCACAGGGAGGAUAAAGGAGCUGAUCAUAACAGCAGGAGGGGAGAAUAUUCCACCUGUGCCCAUUGAGGAUGCAGUGAAAGCAGAGACCGCCAUCAUCAGCAAUGCCAUGUUGCUCGGAGACAAGCUGAAAUUCCUCUCCAUGAUGCUCACGCUCAAAUGUGUAGUCGACGACAAUGGCGAUCCGACGGACGAGCUGACCCCAGAGGCCUUGGCGUUCUGCCAGCAGCGUGGCGUCAUGGCAACCAAGGCCUCUGAGAUUAUAGCCAGUAAGGAGCCAGCUAUUUACAAGGCCAUUCAGGAGGGCAUAGAGCGCGUGAACGCUAAGGCCCCCUCCAACGCCCAGAGGGUCCAGAAGUGGUUUAUUUUGGACAGAGAUUUCUCCAUAUCCGGGGGAGAACUGGGACCUACCAUGAAACUAAAGAGGGGGGUUGUUGUCAAAAUGUUCCAGGAGAAAAUCAACGCUAUUUAUGGAAUGGCACAAGAAUAACAGAGGGACUCAAAAAGGACUGGAGAACAUUGGACUGUUGUAGUUAUUGACCUAUUAAGUGCAUCUGCUCCAUAUCAAUAUUUAAGCUGUUUUUAUGUACAUAAGAUUACACAGCAAUGAUAUUAGCACUUUUCUGUAAAUAUACCAUAUAAUCAUCAUCGCCAAAUCUAGUGUCCACGACUGUGCAAGCAGUUUGUGCUUCUGGUAAGCUACUCUGCAAAAAGGAACUGUAAUUGCAACCAUAGCGAAAAUGUCAAAGUCGUAUCACUGUCAUAGGCUUUUUAGUUUAUUAUUUGUAAAAUAUAUGAACAUGUUUGCAAAAAAACACUUAUGUUCUCUCAACAUGUUCCAGGAGAAUCUAAAGACAUACCAAGGGCAAUCAUUUAGCAAUGCUAUAUUGUACACAUCAUUUUAAGUAAAGGACAAUGAUAUCGAAACAAAUGAUUUUAUCAUUGUUAUGUUUGUCAAGUGAUUUCAUAAAAAUACUACUUUGAAUCACAAUAACAUGGGUGAUACACUAAUACAUUUGUUUGAAUUUUACCCAAUGCUUUUCCGUGUACAUUAAGAAAUAUUAAAAUGUAAAUGUGUAUGUGUUAAAUGAACAUGAUCAAUAAAAUCAGAAAGGAUUUAAAGCCA